CCAACUCGCAUUCAGAAACCAGCAAGGUGAUGUUACAGAGCGUGUCGUAUACGGUAUCCAGUUUUUAGGGGGCAGCUAUUCUGGAGAACUGCACAUAGAAAUAAGACAAGACAGCCCACUGGAAAGUUACGAUUCCUCAACUUUAAUCAUUGGACAUGCCACCUCAAAUGGAUUAUUAUUGUGAAGAAUCACGCGUCUCCUCUUCGUGCGGGCUGAUGAGCAGAGAUGACGGGUUGGAUAGGGAAUCACCAGCCAUCAGCUGUAUGCUAGUAGGAGACGGGGCAGUGGGAAAGACCAGCAUGAUAGUAAGCUAUACAACCAAUGGAUACCCCGCGGAAUAUAAACAGACUGGAUUUGAUGUGUUUUCUGGUCAGGUCCAAGUAGAAGAAACUCCAGUCAGAAUACAACUGCUGGACACUGCUGGGCAGGAAGUUUUUGAUGAUUUCCGCUCCCUCUCAUAUUCCCACACGGAUGUCUUUCUGCUCUGCUUCAGUGUGGUAAAUCCUUCAUCCUUCCACAACAUCACCAACAAGUGGAUACCUGAAAUCAGAGCCUGCAACACCUCAGCUCCCAUCAUCCUCGUGGGCACCCAGUCUGACCUCCUCUUGGAUGUCAACGUCCUGAUCAACCUGGCUUGUUGCGGCGUCAAACCGGUCCUUGCCCCUCUAGCACGGAGAAUGGCCCAGAAGAUCAGGGCGGCUGACUAUGUGGAGUGUUCCUCUCUGACUCAGAAGAACUUGAAGGAAGCGUUCGAUGCAGCCAUCUUUGCCGCAAUUAAGCACAAGGCUAGAAUGGAGAAGAAGAGGAGACUGUCGGGCAGACGCAGCAAGACUUUGUCAAAAUACAGCUGGAAGAAGUUCUUCUGUUUUGUCUGAGAUUAAGACCUCACAGGUCUGGGAGAACAAUGACUUAUUAUUUAUUAACUUAUGAGGACUUACCUAAUAGAGUUUAUAUAGAGACAGAUGUGAACUGAGCUGUAUCGGACUAGCUUGACUGUUCACUGCUGGGGACAGUGGUACAGAAGCUUGAGCUAUACAAUCAAAGGGCUGCAUUUGGACUACUCAAUACAUUGAAUACACCAUAACAUGGCAAACUAUCAUGCCUGAUUGUUGGUGGUUGACAGUGUCGGUCAAGUAGUUCCACAUUGUUUUGGUAACCAACAAGGAAGAGUGGCACAGAAACGAGAAGAAUAUUUAACCAAGGUCUUUAGCAAUAUCCUGUCGGUGGGACAUCAUGAGAAAGAUGUUAAUUCAUUUGGAUUGGUGCCUAUUCCAACCUCUGCCUCACAACUUUUGUGUGAGACAAUAGGUGAGUUAGUUGUGGAAGACACAAGGCAGUGUUAAGGUAGCUUUGGUUGUUAGCCAGUUUCCCUUGUAUUCGGUGAUGCCUAGCUACACAGACACAGCCCUAUUCAUAUGCAACAGUGUAGACUCAAGUCAGUCCCAGCACUAAGCUAGGUGUUAACUUCUUACCAGUAUGUGAACUGGCUCCCAGGCCAAUGUGUUGAUUAUUAAAGGACUUUGAUGCGGUCCACUGACAGCAUCAACGCCUCUCACCCCUGACUUAUCAAUGUAACUCUAUUAACACUCCUAAUUAUAUCAACUUUUGGGAUCUGUUUGACACGCUAGAGAGAAUGAUUUUCUAUUCGGAUGAAUCUUGGGGAAACUUGGGAGACCUAUUUGCAAUUACAAUGUAGUGACUGUAAAGGCUAUAUUCCGCAGUCCACCCCCAUACCCUGAUGCUGGCAGGGGAGCUGGCCAAAUCUCCCCCAUGGGUCUUUUCAUCCUCUCCCCCAUCUUAAUAAGCAUUUGUAAAGGCCCCAAGUGGGGUGGAGAGGAGAGAGCUUAUAUACCCAGCCCAGCAAAGACGCAGUCGGGGAAUUCUACUGUCCCUCUCAGAACCAGUUUGUUGUUUUUCAUUAUUUGUUUACAUCCUGCACCAUUUAUCCAAACUCUGUAUUUUAAAUGCAUUUCCUGUACACAUUAGAAAUGCAUUUAGAAAUGGACCAAAAAAAUACAUUCUUUGGCGUACCUAAGUUGCACAUGUAUUCCAAAAUACAUCAGGGAAAUAUUUGUGAUUUAAAAACUACCAAUGAGCGUGGAUUCAGUGAGUAGAGUCCAGGUGAAAUCCCAAUAACCCCUAACCCAUUCACCCUGCAAAGGAUGUUACACUCCUGUCUGUCUGAAUGUUGGUUAAAGAUGACUUCACUCCUGUCUGUCUGUCUAAAUAUCUGUUGGUAAUGACCACACUGUCCCGCCUCUUUAUCCAACCAAAUCUUCCUGCUGCUAUAUAGGGAUCUAUAGAAUAUAUUAUGAACAUUAUAGGAGGCCAAAUAGGCCAAUGUCAUGUUUGAUAGCCUGGGUGCUCAUCUGGUUCUGUGUUGUUUGAGUGAUUGUCAGAACAUUUGUGACCGUCUAAAAGGAUGGCUCAUGUAGAUAAAGAUUGGCACCAGGGCUAUAUGAUUUAUAUGCUUCUUAUGGAAGAGUGAAUGUACAUUUGAUAAUUAUUACUGUUGGUUUUAAACAGUUUAUUGGAAGUCUUUCUCUUCCCAUUUAUGCUUUUUAAAUCUGUGAAUUGUUUAUUUUUGUGCAGUUGUAUAUUUUUGUCACGUCUCUAAUUCUGUCAAAAUGCCUUCUUUUUCAUACAGCGUUUGAAUGAAGUGAUGGAAAUAAAUUAUCUGAAAAGCUAAUUUU
Messenger RNA from Esox lucius (northern pike), 2693 nucleotides. It is a transcript of the gene rhov, whose product is annotated as ras homolog family member V. Gene Ontology annotation, molecular function: GTPase activity; GTP binding. The record is from RefSeq and is a predicted model, not a curated record. The transcript is spliced from 3 exons. Lineage: Eukaryota; Metazoa; Chordata; Actinopteri; Esociformes; Esocidae. Gene Ontology annotation, biological process: small GTPase-mediated signal transduction. Bases 156 to 875 code for a protein of 239 amino acids.